AUGGGAAUCGGCCCGAGCUCCUUUUGCCAACUCCCGAGUGUAACCCGCAACUGGCCCGAGCCUAUGAAUGAACACCUGGGCCGCGUCAGUACAAACGGGAAUCGGCCCGAGCCCCCUUUGCAAGCUCUUUGGUUGCUGAGCGUCACCCACACUCGGCCCAAUUCAAGCUGGCCGAUGACGAGUCUUAGCCGAUGCUGCCACAGCUCUCCAGGUAGCAGUGGAGCCUCAAAAGAGGGCCCUCCUGCCACAAGCACGAGCCCUCCUGACACAAGCACAAGCUCACCUGACAGGAGCUCUCCAAGCACAAGAUCUCCUGACACAAGCACAAGCCUUCUUGACACAAGCACAAGCUCUCCUAACACGACCCCUCUUGACACAGGCACAACUCCUCUUGACACAAGCAUGAGCCCUCUUGAAACGAGCACAAGCUCUCCUAGCAUGACCAUUCUUGACACAAGCACAAGCCCUUCUAACAUGAGCACAAGCUCUUCUAUCACAACGUAUCCUGAGACGAGCACAAGCCCUUCUGACACGAGCAUAAGUUCUCCUAGCAUGACCCUGCCUGACAUGAGCACGAGGUCUCCUGACACAAGCACAGUGCCAGGCCCUAAUGCUACAGGUCCUAAGUACUUUAAAAGUAAAAAUGGGAAAAAUGUGAUACCAUGA
This is a messenger RNA of Colossoma macropomum (tambaqui), 666 nucleotides long. RefSeq names its product mucin-1-like. Bases 1 to 666 code for a protein of 221 amino acids. The record is from RefSeq and is a predicted model, not a curated record. NCBI's taxonomy places the organism in Eukaryota, Metazoa, Chordata, Actinopteri, Characiformes, Serrasalmidae. The transcript is spliced from 2 exons.